Molecule: messenger RNA, 2147 nt
Organism: Juglans microcarpa x Juglans regia
Lineage: Eukaryota; Viridiplantae; Streptophyta; Magnoliopsida; Fagales; Juglandaceae
Product: disease resistance protein RUN1-like
Exons: 3
Coding region: 37-1986 (649 amino acids)
Biological process (GO): defense response
Molecular function (GO): protein binding; ADP binding
Source: RefSeq, a predicted model, not a curated record
GUUCUUGAUGACGUUGAUACCGAAAUACAAUUACAAAUGUUAGCAGGAAACCGUGAAUGGUUUGGCCCUGGAAGCAGAAUCAUUAUAACCACCACAAAUAGAUAUUUGUUGGCAAGACAUGGAGUGCAAGAUGUAUGCUUGGCUAAACAACUGAAUGAGUCCGAUGCUCUACAGCUCUUUAUUUGGAAAGCCUUCGGCAAACCGAAUUGUGGAAAGGAGUUUUUGGAUCUUAGCAAGGAUUUCGUAAAUUAUGCCAAGGGCCUGCCUUCAACUAUUAAAAACUUGGGUUGCUCUCUGUAUGGGAAGAGCAUAGAGCAAUGGAUAGUUGAGCUGGAUAACCUAAAAGCAGAAGCUGUUGAUAGAAACAGUGAGGAUGCAGAUAGAUUCAACUUUGAUGGACUUUGGGAUACAGAGAAAGAGCUAUUUUUAGAUAUUGGAUGUUUCUUCAAUGGGGAGGACAAGGAUCGAGUUGUAGAUAUACUAGAUAAUUCUAGUUGCUUCCCAAACAUAGGUAUAGAGGUUCUCAAGGAAAAAUCUUUCAUUACCAUUGCAGGGAAAAAAUUAUGGAUGCAUGAUUCACUACGAAAGGUGGGUUGGGAAAUUGUUAGUAAUGAAUCCCCUAUGGAGGCUGGAAGACGUAGUCGGUUGUGGCUUUGUGAGGAUGUCCUCAACGUGCUAAAGAACAAUAAAGGAACAAAUGUAGUUGAAAGCAUAGUGCUAGACUCACUUCUACAAAAGGAAGAGUUGAAUGCCGAAGCCUUCUUAGAAAUGAAGAGGUUAAGAUUGCUUAAAAUCUGCAAUGUGCUCCUUCCUCACGGCCUCGAUUAUCUUUCUAACGAGUUACUUGUCAUUGAAUGGCAUGGAUAUCCUUUGACAUCCUUGCCAAGGAGUUUCCAACCCAAUAACCUUGUCGAACUCAUUAUGCGUUGCAGCCACAUUAAGCAACUACCGAAGGGGUUUGUUAGUAAUUUAUACAGUUUAAAACUCAUCGACCUUAGUGACUGUCAAAACUUCAACGAGAUUUCUAUUUUCAAUGGAUUUCCAAAUCUUGAGAGGUUGAUCCUUCAACGUUGUACAAGCCUGUGCAAGAUUGAUCCAUCUAUUAGAGCUCUGAAUCGGCUUAUUCUAUUAGAUCUGGAAGGUUGCAAAUGUCUUUAUAGCCUUCCACCCGAGAUCAACUUUGAAUCUCUUGAAACUUUGAUCUUAUCUGGCUGUUCAGCACUCAAGAAAUUCCCAGAGAUUGGACAAAACAUGACACGUUUGUCAAAGCUUUAUUUGGAUGGGAGUGCUGUUGAAAAACUACCAUUAUCAUUCAAGCAUCUAAGUGGCCUGACUUUAUUGAUCCUCCGAGACUGCAAAAACUUUUCGGCUUUUCCAGACAUCAUUUGUUCUGUGACAUCUCUUCAAACGCUCAAUUUAUCAGGAUUUGAGUGUCGACCAACUAGAUCAUGGCAUUCGCUUGGACGCUCUUAUAGUUUGUCCUCAGUUCGUGUCACUGCCACUUAUCCUCAAAUAAUUUCUUUUUUGAUCCUAUUUUUCGUAAUAUUGCCACAUGGACAUCUCAGUUUGCUUGUCUGUGCUACGCUUAUUUUAUGGGCAUAUUUCUUCUUCGCUGCCCAACUUCCUGAGAUAGAGCCCAUCAACUUCUUGUUGCCAAGGUCAUUCUCAAGGUUGAGCUCUUUGGUCUCUCUAGAUUUAAGUGAUUGCAACUUGUUGGACGGAGCACUCCCUGAUGAUCUUGAUCGCUUAUCUUCACUGCAUUCUCUAAAUUUGAGCGGAAACAAUUUUACACGGCUGCCGGAGAGAAUUUCUGAGCUUCCUAAGCUUAAAAUUCUUAAUUUGGAUAAAUGUGGGAGGCUUCAAUCAAUUCCUAAACUUCCUUUAUGCAUACAAUUUGUAAUGGCACGAGAAUGUGCUUCAUUGGAAAAUUAUUCAAGUCAAGGUAUGGUGUGGACUUCAGGCGAAGAGGGAUUUAUCACUUCUUGAUAUCUCUUUUCAUCUGCUUCCUGUGAGGAUGCAUGCAUGGGCGUUGGAGGAGGUUUGAAACCUAAUCUUGUUUCAUAUUUUAGACAGAGACUUUCCGACAAUGUUCGAAAUCUACUUUCCAAUGCACACUUGCUGGACAUGAUCUACGUCGAAUUAGACUC